AUGAAGACCUCGUGUAGCAGCAGCUCUUCUCCGGGUCUGCUCUCGUGCGAAGAGCGUAAAAGGGCCCUCUUGGACCGACUCAUGGAGUACUUCUUCGCCGAGCUCGCAAGGGGCCGAACGAACGCCACAGGCCGGGCAGGAUGCUCAACAGGGCCAGGUAAAAAGUCCACAGCUGGGAGUUCAAGCCGCCAAGGGGACCCGCAGGAUGGCCUCUCGAGGAAGAACAAACGACCCGCCAACAGCGAUGAGCGCGGCGGCGAUGACAAUGAAGAACAUGAGGCGCCAAAACCCAAGAAGGCCAAAAGCGAUGAGGUCGAGGUGAGGAGACUCGCCUGCCCCUUCUUCAAGAGGAAUCCUCGCCGCUACAAGGACCAGAGCAAGUGUGUCGGGCCUGGUUGGCUUACGGUGCAUCGUCUGAAGGAACACCUCUACCGGCGGCACAUGCUGCCGAUUCACUGCUAUCGGUGCCGGGAGACCUUCCCCAACGACCGGCUCCUCCAGUUGCACUCACGGUCAAAAUCACAGUGCGCGGUGCGCGACGACGCGCCGGGAGAGCAGGAGCUUCAAGGGAUUGACGCGCAUCAGGAGAGGCUUCUGCGCAGCAGGAAGAGAACCGACAAGAGCGAGGCCGACAAAUGGCGCGACGUAUUCCGGAUCUGCUUCCCGGCUGACGCGCCGGAUAUUAUACCCACGCCGUGGUUCGAGCUGCCGCCGGCCUGGGGAGUCGAGGCUGCGGGCCAGAUGCCUAGCUCGCCGGCGUCCGAUAUCACGCGGUACGAAGAGUUUCUUCGGAGGGAGUUGCCCAGGCGCGUCAGAAGCGAGCUGGAGGUGCGCAUUGAGCACGAGCUUAGCCCCGUGGAGGAGAGCUUAAAGCAUCAGCUUGUGGAUAUUGUGCGGGACAUGCAGCAGAGAUUGUUUGCGGAUUUCAGGAAGUUGCAAGGGGACGGAACCACUCAGACGGAGACCACAGUGGAGCUGGAAACAGAGAGCGAUGGCUAUGUGAAGGGUAAAGGGAGGGCUAUGGCGUUGGAGUCGCCCGAGGACCUUGCCAUGGAGACAUCAACGUCCGGGGCUUCUUUUGACGAUCCCGCCCAUGAGACGCCACCCAUUGUCGCUGGCCGGACACCCACUCUGCCGAUCGAUGUAUACCGGCAGUCGCAGCCAUCCCUGAACAGUACGGCCGAUUUCAAUGGGGUAAUGUUUGAGCUGGGCCAAGGCUGUGGGGACUGGAGCUGGGCCGAUUCGGGAUACAUGUCGGCUGCUAUGUCCGCGGCGAGCAGCAACAUAUUUGCGGACGACGACGGCAUGGUGUGUGAUGAUGGGAUGAUUGGUGGGACGAUUGGUGGGCACUUUCGUCAUGCUGGCAUAUUUGGGGAUUAUCGACAAGACUGGCCAUGA
Molecule: messenger RNA, 1398 nt
Organism: Diaporthe batatas
Lineage: Eukaryota; Fungi; Ascomycota; Sordariomycetes; Diaporthales; Diaporthaceae
Exons: 2
Coding region: 1-1398 (465 amino acids)
Source: RefSeq, a predicted model, not a curated record